AUGGAGCUUUUUCAAAAACCAAGGCAUCUUCAAAGAUAUUUGAUCAUAUUGAACAUGGAAACAACCUUCUCAAAUUUGAAUGGGAAGAUAUGGUUGUUCUUCAACUCUGUGGUUGAAUGGGAGUUGGUUACAGAAACUGCUCAACAAGUGGUUGUAAGGGUGUUCCACCAUGAUAUUAGCCAGCACAUUAUGAUGAACUUUGUGUAUGCAAAAUGCUCCUCUGUGGAGAGACUAGAAUUAUGGGAUAACUUGUAUUGUUUAGCAUGUGACAUGGAAUUACCUUGGUUGGUGGGAGGUGACUUUAAUGUGAUACUACAUGAAGAUGAAAAGAUAGGGGGGCUUCCAGUACAUCCACCUGAAUAUGAGGACUUUGCUUUUUGUGUAAACUCAUGUGGUUUGUUUGAUCAUGAUUAUAAAGGAAACCCAUUUACAUGGUGGAGUGGUAGACCUAAUUCAGAGUGUAUUUUUAAGAGAUUGGACAGGAUUUUUGUCAUUUUACAAUUUCAAAACCUGUUUCCAACAACUGAAGUGGAACACUUAAUCAAGACAGGUUCAGAUCAUGCACCAUUGCUAAUGACUUGUGGGGAACAAACCACAAACUUUGUAAAGCCUUUCAGAUUCUUGAAUUUCUGGACAAAACAUGCUACAUUUAUCGAGUGGGAUACCUUUGGAGGCAUUUUCAAGCAAUUGGAAAUACUGGAAGACAUUGUGAAGUUCAAAGAGAUGUUGUUUGAGGAAGAGCGAACAAUUGAGAAUAGAAUAGUCCUUCAACAAGCUCAUGUAGAAUUGAAAAAAUACUUGAGUAUAGAGGAGCAAUACUGGAAGCAUAAAGCUGGGAUGACGCGGUUUGCAGAGGGUGAUAGGAACACUACUUUCUUCCACAACCAUGUCAAUGGUAAAAGAAAGAAGUUACAACUGAAAAGGAUCCAGAAUGGAGAUGGCAAUUAG
Messenger RNA from Nicotiana tabacum (common tobacco), 948 nucleotides. The record is from RefSeq and is a predicted model, not a curated record. Lineage: Eukaryota; Viridiplantae; Streptophyta; Magnoliopsida; Solanales; Solanaceae.